Messenger RNA from Aedes aegypti (yellow fever mosquito), 2437 nucleotides. Its product is annotated as zinc finger protein 853. The record is from RefSeq and is a predicted model, not a curated record. Gene Ontology annotation, cellular component: nucleus. Bases 295 to 1695 code for a protein of 466 amino acids. Gene Ontology annotation, molecular function: zinc ion binding. NCBI's taxonomy places the organism in Eukaryota, Metazoa, Arthropoda, Insecta, Diptera, Culicidae. The transcript is spliced from 2 exons.
CCGCCUUUUCUGCGUUCAACAUCUACCUCUCCAAUAUCUGACAGUUGCAUACCAGAAGAAGAAAGAAAAACUUGUUAUGCAGUCGCGGUGCAUAAGUUUGGAAUGUCAACAUAAUGGUGUUGUAGCUGGGUUGCAUAGCGUUUUCGUGUGAUUUUGUAACACUGCUACGUGUGCCGUAAUAGGGUUCUGUGAGUGCGUAGCGCGUCCGCAGAAAUCGAGUUCAAUCGAGAGAUUGCGAAAGUCUACGGUCCGAAUCUUGGGGGUUGUGUUGUAGUGUGUAAAUGUGGUGCAACGAUGCCGGGAGGAAUCGAAAUCCUGCCAAGUUCCUCGCAGAAUGUUCCUCUGAACUUAAACACCCUUCAUCAUCACCAUAAUCAUCGAGGAGUGAAUGGCGUUGGCAAUGAUGCUGCUGCUGCUAGUGCUGGUGUUGUUACCUGUGAUGAUGACGAUGAAGUGGGUGUUGGAUCGAUCAUUCCCGAUCGUACGGGGAAGCAUAGCUUCUGUCGACUGUGUCUUACCCAUGCGGACGCGCUGAACCCGUUGUUCCCUCCGGAUGCUGCUCCGGAUCGAACUCUGCUGGCACAGAUCUUGGACUGCGUUGAGGUGCAGAUAACUCUUCCGGAUGACAUCAAAGCGCUGAUCUGCACUGACUGCGUUCAACAGGUCUACGCAUUCGCCAACUUCAAGGAGCUUUGCAAGAGCAAUGAUAAGCUACUCAAGAGUCAGACAUUCACUCACGAAGACUCCGAUGACAAUGAAUGUAGUGCCAGUGGCGUAACUUCUCCGGUGGGAACCAAUGUCUACUCGGAAGACGCUUCGUCUACUCCGGAUGCUAGCGUGUUCGAGAAGCUGUACGAACAAGGAGUGGAAGUUGAAGCAAUUGGACAGCCAGCUGGUAUGCUUCGAUGCCAGGAUUUCGCAUCGCUGAAUCCAGAAGAUCGGGAAGCCGAACGAAAGGCUAAAAAUGCUGCUAGGAUGCGUCGUUGGAGAAUGCGCCAGCGUGAGAAGCAGGAGAAACAGAUGGUCCCGGAUGCCGAGCCAGAGCAAUCCGAACCUAUCGUUAAAGUUGAACAGCAGGAGUUACUUGAACUCAAACAACAGGAAGAAGCCCUCCGAAUGCAGCAGAUUCAAGAGAUGUUUGCAAUCCUAGCCCAGCAGCAGCUGCGUCAGGUUGAAGCAGAAAUUAGAAGACUUAAAGGUGGCGUCCAAAGCGCGCCAAUUCCUCAGAUUCCUCUGGAGUCGCUGAUCAAAUCUGAACCUCAACACGAUGAAGGACAAUCGAGCCGUCAAACCUCACCUACCUCGGAUCAGCAGAUGGCCUCGUUGCGUAGAUCCCGAGCGGAGUAUAUGCGCAAAUGGCGCGCCAAGCGAUCCCAAUCACAGCAACAACAGCAGCAGAACCAGCAGCAAGCCACGGCCCUGUUCGGUAUGGUCGGACGCCCUCCAACCAUUUCGCCGGCUCCGGGCGAAACGGAGAAAUUGGCCAUCCAGCGGCACAAUCGUGCCGAGUACAUGCGCCGUUGGAGACGCGAACGGCUAAAACAGGAACUCAGCCCGGAGGAGUUUGACGAUUGGUGCUCCAAGAGUGAACAACGACGUCGAUUCCGCGAGUGGCAAACAGUGCGAGAGAGCGCUUCUUCGGCCGGAGACGAAACAAUGGACUACGCCGAACUGGAACCGGGCAUCCGAAGUUGACCGAUUGUUCGUUGCUGGUAGAAAUUUGCUGCCCUCUUCCAUGUGCUGCUGCUGAACGAAAUGAGAUUUUGAUGAAGCGAAGAAAAUGAUUACGAUUUAUAACGGUGAAAGGAGUUCUCCCCUCUAGCUCUGAUUAUAUUUUAAAAUGGCCAAGGCGCGCACAAAAGCACACAUUACACAGUAUUUCGUUUUAGUAUUAUUCUCUACGAGUUCUCGCAAAGCUGAUCUUGAACAUACAAAAUGUAUACCUACUUAUAUACAGGACUUUUUUUUACCAUACUCUGUAGUACGCAAUGUAAUACGUAAACUUGAGAUUAGGUUUGGUUCGAUGACAUUAUUCACGCCAUUUUCAAUUACACAACACUCUCUACUAUGCAGUAUUUGCAAUGAUUAUAAGGAUAAUAAGGAUUUACAUGCUACUCAGUUUUAGAGCGGAUAGGUCAAGCGGAAAUUUAAAAUAUAAGAAACAACCAGUAUAUGAUACGUAGCAUAGCAUAAUACUCCAGUGACUCAUAGCAAGAGAUGUCGACCGCAAUACAACUACCUAUUGAUCACAUAUUCAUUCACUACCUACCCGUUUUGGUAGCUAUUAUUAGUAGACUUACUACAUACUAGGAUUAGCGAUAGUAGUAAUCCAUAGAGAGAGAAAUACUACUACGGCAAAACGACGAACAGAUACCUAUACUGCUUACCUCGUGGAAACACUAACAAUAAAAUGCAACAAUAAAAAGCAAUGAAGCAA